Aplosporella prunicola CBS 121167 is the source of this 2106-nucleotide messenger RNA. RefSeq lists its product as uncharacterized. Gene Ontology annotation, cellular component: cytosol. Gene Ontology annotation, molecular function: flavin adenine dinucleotide binding; NADPH-hemoprotein reductase activity; FMN binding. Bases 1 to 1968 code for a protein of 655 amino acids. NCBI's taxonomy places the organism in Eukaryota, Fungi, Ascomycota, Dothideomycetes, Botryosphaeriales, Aplosporellaceae. The transcript has 3 exons. The record is from RefSeq and is a predicted model, not a curated record.
AUGACUCACUCAGCUAUCGUGACCUACGGGUCCGAAACGGGCAAUGCAGAAGAGAUUGCGGCGCAGCUGAGCCAGCUGACCCGUCGAUUGCGCAUUUGGACCACCAUCAAGCCAUUGAACGCACUUAAACCCCAGGAGCUCGAAAGCGCCACCGUCGUGCUCAUAGUAAUCUCUACCACCGGGCAAGGAGACUUGCCGAGGAAUGCACAGGCUCUCUUUAAGCAGUUGAGGAGUAAAAGACUACCAGCUGAUUUCUUGAAAAAUGUCACUUUUGCUUCAUUUGGAUUAGGAGAUAGUUCGUACACACAGUUCAAUUAUGCUCACCGCAAGCUCAAGAACCGUUUAGAACAGCUUGGGGCGCAACGCCUGAUUGAUGCUGGCGAAGGAGACGAGCAGCACCCGGAAGGUGUCGAUGCUACUUUUAUACCAUGGGUGGAAACUCUCCGUAAGAAGUUGCUGGAGUUGUGUCCGCCUUCCGCUGGCCAGGAACCGGUUCCGGAAGAUGUCUUUAUAAAGCCAAGAUGGUUUCUCCAGCUUAAAGACGAGGAGCCCAGCUCUAGUGACAACCAGGAAUCAGCGACGCUGACUCUCGAUGAUUAUGGACGUUUGGACCAUGCGCAUGUUUCCCAGGAGCCAGACCAUGAACCCGCCGAAAUCGUUUCUAACCAGCGUGUCACACCUGAUGACCAUUGGCAAGACGUACGUCAACUCGAGAUCAAGGUGGCACGGCAAAUCGAACGUAAAGACCCAGCCGGCAACGUUCUAGAAAAAUCACGCGUAGAUUAUAACCCUGGCGACAUUGCCGAGAUCUAUCCCAAGAACUUUCCUUCAGAUGUUGAAGAGUUCAUAUCUCUCCAAGGGUACAAAGACAUUUGCCAUAAGCCACUGGAUCUCAAAUACGACUAUGAGCAGUUUGACUGCGAGCCUCUGCGAGAGCAUCCACUGGAAAGUGCACCCUUCCAUCCCACCAUCUUCGGCCUCCUCGUCAACCACCUGGACCUGAUGUCCGUACCGCGUCGCUCAUUCUUCGCCCUCAUCGCGCACUUCGCCUCGGACUCCACGCAGAAAGAACGGCUCCUCGAGUUUGCUUGUCCCACCGACCCCGAAGUCCUCCAAGACUACUUCGACUACACGACACGCCCCCGCCGCAGCAUCCUCGAAGUGCUGCAAGAAUUUACCAGCGUGAAGAUCCCCUACCAAUACCUCCUCGGCAUCAUCCCCCCAAUCAAACCCCGACAAUUCAGCAUCGCCAGCGCCGACAGCACCAAGCUCGACGCCGAAAGCAAGGUCGCCACCGUCACGCUCCUCAUCGCCAUCGUCAAAUACCGCACCGUGAUCAAGCGCAUCCGACACGGCGUCUGCUCGCGCUACCUCAGCGACCUCCAGCCCGGCCAGCUCCUGCGCAUGCAGAUCCUCAAGGGCGCAAUGCGCGUGACAGACGACGACCUGCGCGCGCCAAGCAUUCUGAUCGGGCCAGGCACGGGCAUCGCGCCGCUGCGCUCCAUCAUUCAGGGCAAGGAGCUGCUGCACGCGGCCUCGCAGCCCCCGGCGCAGCAAAACGGCACGCACGAGCAAGACGGCGACGAUACUGCCGCCGCCGCCCGUCUGCUCGACUCCACGCUCCUGGUCUUCGGCGCCCGCUCGGCCCGCGCGGACUUCUAUUUCCAGGACGAAUGGGCAGACAAAGUUGAGGCGGAGGGCUUGCAUCUCGCCACCGCGUUCAGUCGCGACCAGCGCCAGAAAAUCUAUGUCCAGGACCGGGUGCGUGAGCAGGGGAAGCUGAUUCUGGAGCUGCUGAAGAUGGGCGGGCGGGUGUAUCUCUGUGGCGCGAGUGGGAAGAUGCCCGAGGCUGUGAGGGCGGCGAUUGUGGAUGUUUUGGUUGGGGAGGGGGGUAUGGAGAGGGAGCGCGCGGAGGAGGUGUUGAAGGGGUGGGUUAGGGGUGGGAGGGUCCAGCAAGAGACGUGGUAGAUGUGUGGGUGGGAGUGGGGAGAGGGGUGUCGGUUAGGUUAUGUGUUGUUUCCUAGAGAUUUGGUGUAGAGUUUGAAAUAUUUGUCUAUAUAUAGGGUCUUCAUACUCGAGAACAGUAAUCCGUCAAGCUUGUCCAGC